AGUACAGUCUGUUAUCACACCAAAAUCAUCACCUCAGAAACAUGAGAGUUUGUCACCUGUGGAACUUCGCUAAAGUGAUUCUGUUCUGGACAUUAGCGGAUGCUCAGGCAGGUGAAGAUGGAGAGGUUACAGCUGAAGAACAAGUACAGAUGCUGCUGGAUGCAAAGAUGCAGUGUCUACAAAAGGUCUCCAUGGAUGACCCUGCAGGUGGUGUGUGCCCACCAGAGUGGGAUGGUUUGAUAUGUUGGCCGAAAAGCUUCCCUGGAACUCUGACCAAGACACCCUGCCCCAGAUACAUCUAUGACUUCAACCAUGCAGGCCACGCCUACAGGAAAUGUGACUCCAAUGGUUCCUGGGUGCUUGCAGAUAGCUUAAACAAGACCUGGGUCAACUACACGGAAUGCAUAAAAUCCCCAGAGGCGAACAAAAAGAGACAGGUCUUUUUUGAACGACUGCAUGUCAUGUACACAGUAGGCUAUGCAGUUUCCUUCAGCUCUCUUCUAGUGGCCAUCUUUAUAAUUGGAUACUUCAGGCGUCUCCACUGCACAAGAAACUACAUUCACAUGCACCUGUUUGUUUCCUUCAUGCUGCGUGCUGUCAGCAUCUUUGUGAAGGAUCAUGUGGUGCACACCAGCGCUGGACUGCAGGAGUUUGAUGCUGUGCUCAUGAAUAACUUCACUAAUGCAGUGGAUGUUGCACCAGUUGACACCUUGCAGUAUAUGGGAUGUAAAGUGACUGUCUUGCUAUUCAUCUAUUUCCUGGCUACAAACUACUACUGGAUUCUGGUGGAAGGCUUGUAUCUGCACAGCCUAAUCUUUAUGGCCUUCUUGUCUGACUCCAAGUACUUGUGGGGAUUCACUUUGAUCGGAUGGGGUGUUCCAGCUCUCUUUGUUUCGGCAUGGGCAGUUGUCAGGGCAACACUGGCAGAUGCAAGAUGCUGGGAGCUAAGUGCAGGAAACAUCAAAUGGAUCUACCAGGUCCCCAUUCUGACAGCCAUUGGGCUGAACUUUAUCCUGUUUGUGAAUAUUGUGCGGGUGCUUGCGACCAAAAUCCGUGAGACCAACGCAGGCAGAUAUGACACAAGGAAACAAUACAGGAAGCUCGCCAAAUCCACACUUGUGUUGGUGUUUGUGUUUGGGGUGCACUACAUAGUGUUUGUUGGAAUGCCGCACACCUUCGAGGGUCUGGGCUGGGAGGUGCGCAUGUAUUUUGAACUGUUCUUCAACUCUUUCCAGGGCUUCUUUGUAUCUAUCAUCUACUGCUACUGUAAUGGAGAGGUUCAGACUGAGAUCAAAAAGACAUGGACGCGGUGGAACCUAGCCUUUGAUUGGAAAGGCCCGGUAGUGUGCGGGAGCUAUCGCUAUGGCUCUGUAUUGACCGGCCUCAACAACAGCACCAGCAGUCAGUCCCAGCUAGCUACAGGAGGCCCAGGCACCCGUUCCACCACGCUCUUCUCCAGCCGAGUGUACCGCAGCAGUGGGGGACCCACUAUCAGCACCCAUGCCACCCUGCCAGGCUAUGUGCUGAAUUCAGAUGCUGACAGCUUGCCACCUUCCAUACCUGAAGAACCAGAAGACAGUGCCAAGCAGGUAGAUGACAUCUUGCUGAAGGAAUCGCUGCCCACAAGGCCCAGCAGCGGCCUGGAGGAUGACGAGGAGACUCUGUAAAUAUUGGUAUGGUAACAGUUAACUAAAUUGUAUAUAAUAGCAAGUUUGGCAAUGGUUUAAGAUCAAGAAUGACAGCUGCAAUGCACAUGCUGAGAAUGGCAACGUCUCCUCUGCAACAGACACUUUGUAUCCAAGCUGUGACAUUUAGGUUUGUUUUUGACACAGUGGCAUUAGUUGACAGACUGAUAUGUUUAUGGCAAGAUAUCUCCUCCUCUUACUGUUCUGGUAGUGCUAAUGUUGAUUAAACUUUUAAAUGGUUGCUUCACGUAAAACCGAAGCUGCCAACUGGA
Xyrauchen texanus (razorback sucker) is the source of this 1957-nucleotide messenger RNA. RefSeq names its product parathyroid hormone 2 receptor a (gene pth2ra). Gene Ontology annotation, molecular function: parathyroid hormone receptor activity; peptide hormone binding; G protein-coupled peptide receptor activity. Gene Ontology annotation, biological process: cell surface receptor signaling pathway; adenylate cyclase-modulating G protein-coupled receptor signaling pathway. The coding region runs from base 42 to 1667 and encodes 541 amino acids. The record is from RefSeq and is a predicted model, not a curated record. The transcript is spliced from 13 exons. Gene Ontology annotation, cellular component: plasma membrane. NCBI's taxonomy places the organism in Eukaryota, Metazoa, Chordata, Actinopteri, Cypriniformes, Catostomidae.